Messenger RNA from Peronospora farinosa, 3060 nucleotides. The record is from the annotation of a GenBank genome assembly. Lineage: Eukaryota; Oomycota; Peronosporomycetes; Peronosporales; Peronosporaceae.
AUGUCCAGUGACACUUUGACACGCACUCAGAACAGCCGCGUGCUGCAAGCCUUUCGUGCAAUUGGCAUUGUGGUUGAUGAUGUGUCAAUUGUGUGGUACGGUAUGGGCAAAGCUAGCUUUGCCACUGCAUCAUUAGGGAAGUCAUUCGUCGUGUACAAAUGUGACAAAUUGACGCCCGUGUUAGUGUCUCCCCAAUUGCCCAAGCGCAUAUCAGCGCUGGCUGUGCAACCCAAGAAACAAUUGACUUUUACGGCCUGUGGGUGCCAAAUUAUUAUCUGGAAUCGACUGGAUAGGGUCAAGACAUUGCUGGGUCAUAAAGGUACUAUUAAGCAGCUGCUGACAGUGGGCAGCAACAUUCUCUUCUCGCUCGAUGAUGAAGGUUGUAUCAAGAUAUGGGACUUGCAUACAAUGGACAUUGUCAAUACAUUGACAUUUCAGAUAAGUUUUACACCUACAAUUAUGCUUCAUCCGGAUACAUAUUUGAACAAGAUCUUGGUCGGAUCGGCACAAGGUGUUUUGCAACUCUGGAACAUUCGCAAGAUGAAAUGCAUUUACGACUUUAAGGGAUGGGGUAGUGCUGUCACAGCACUGGAACAGAGUCCGGCAGUAGACGUCGUGAGUGUCGGGUUAGCAGAUGGACGACUGAUGGUACACCACUUGCAACUGGACCAACCUGUGCUGGACUUUCGACAGGAACAGCAAAGUGGAAUCACAGCCAUGUCUUUUCGAACGGAUGCAGGUGCUUCGACUACGCCGCUGGUAGUCUCAGGAUCGCGGUCGGGUGAUAUUGCAGUGUGGAAUCUGCAGAGCAAACGCCUUGAGUCAGUCAUUACUGGUGCACAUGAUGGUGCAGUGGUAUCGCUGCAGUUUCUGGCCAAUGAGCCACUCUUGCUGUCGUCGGGUACGGAUAACUCGAUCAAGUUGUGGAUCUUUGACCACCACCACGGCGGUACCGCUCGCUUGCUCAAGUCUCGUGAAGGCCACCGUGCGCCACCGACGCGCAUUCGGUAUUACGGUAACAACACCCUUUCUACAAUGGCAGACGGUGCUGACGGCACAUGCUGUCAGAUUUUGUCGGCUGGUCAGGACCGGGCUUUCCGUGUCUUCCACACGGCUCGUGAGCAGCAGAGCAGGGAGCUGUCCCAAGGCCCAGUUCUUAAAAAAGCGCGUAGCUUAAAUGUGCGCGUGGAGGACUUGAAGCUUCCGCCUAUCGUGCAGUUUGCUGCUAUGGAGACACGCGCCCGCGAUUGGGCGAACGUAAUUACGUGUCAUGAGAACGAAGUUGCAGCCUACGUGUGGCGCUUCGAUCACCGCGUUAUCGGCAAGAAAGUGCUUCGUCAGUUUGACCCGAGCAACCGCACUCCAUCUGGCAGCGUCGAAGAUUUGCGCCGCAAAAAGACACAGGCUACUAGCGUGGCUAUCAGUUCGUGUGGUAAUUAUGCACUUGUUGGUAGUUUGGGCGGAGCUAUUUAUCAGUACAACAUGCAGUCCGGAGAAGCUCGUGGUUCGUUUCCGGUGGCAGCAACCCCGAAGCCGGAGAUUAUUCGCUCGCUCGUGCUACCUGGGACAGAUUUGUCAGCACUACAGGACGAUGAAACUGAUACAACCGCUGCUGAUGCUCAUGACGGACCUGUCAGCGCGGUGGCUGUUGAUGCUCUUAAUAACACCCUGGUCUCUGCAGGAAUCGAUGGCAAACUGAAAUUCUGGGGCUUCAAGAAGCAUGAGCUGCGUUAUGAGAUCGACAUUGGCUCUCCUAUUAGCCAGAUGGAAUUGCACCGCGAUAGUAACUUGAUAUGUGUGGCGUGUGAUGACCAAGUGCUUCGUCUCUUUGACGUGACAACCUACAAGCUUGUGCGUCGUUUUGCUGGACAUUCGCACCGUGUGACGGACAUGACUUUCAGCUCGGAUGCUCGGUGGCUGUUCUCAUCAUCGGCUGACGCAUCAUUGCGCGUGUGGGAUAUCCCGACGGGCAAGUGUGUCGACUGGAUGCGGUUUCAAAAACCUGUGACUGGUUUGGCUGUGUCGCCUACAGGCGAGUUUCUUGCUACUACGCACGUGAGCAAUGUUGGCAUUUUCUUGUGGGCAAACCGCAGCCUCUUUACAGAAGUAUUCUUAGAUUCGGAGCCUAGUAAGCCCGUGCUUAUGGACAUGCCUGUGCCUCUCAAUGAGGUGGACAAUAGCGACCAGCUUGGAUUUGGCACUGAACGUAACCCUCAACUUUCAGUGACAAGUGUUAACGAGCAGCGGCCUGAAAGCACAAAGAAGGUAGACAGCGAAGAGAGCUCGGACCCGCUGGAUGCUUCACUCAUUACACUGUCAAUGGCCCCACGUGCAUUCUGGCAGUCUCUGUUUAAUCUUGAGCUUAUCAAGAAGCGUAACAAGCCUAUCGAGCCUCCCAAGGCCCCGGAGCAGGCUCCUUUCUUCCUUCAAACAGCGCGCAAGGACGAUGUACACCCUACAUUUGUCCCCGCUUCUCCUGAAGCGAACAAAGUAGGUGAGAAGGAGGGCGACGAAGAUAUGGUCAUCAAAGGUUGGGGCAUUGGUGAUGACGAUGAGGCUUGGGGUGAUGACGACGAAGAAGAUGAAGCCGACAUGACUGCUCUAAGCUCACGGAUUGUCAAGACGGAGGGUAUGGUUACUUCUCGUUGCAAAUUGGCGACGUUGCUGGCAAAGGCGGUGCAGGAAGAGAAAUUUGAGGAUCACACAGGCUCGCGCUUCAAUGAGGUAGCCGCGUACAUUCAGUCGCUUUCUGCCUCAGGAGUAGACGUUGAAGUGAGCACGCUGUGCAUGGGUGACUUCGAUGAAGAGGGCAAGAAACUAUUGGGUUUCUUUCUGGAAUUUUUGCAUGAGGAGAUGCGCACUCGCCGUGAUUUCCAGGUGCUUCAAGCAUACUUGAAUCGUUUUUUGAAGCUGCACGAGGAGCUGUUGGUCGCGGAACCGACGCUCUUAGCACAAGUGGACAAGUUGAGAGCUGUACAGCAGCAACAGUGGCAGCACCUGCAGAAGCUGUUACACAACAAUUUGUGUCUGGUCCAGUAUCUCAGCAAGAUUCAGAUGUAA